AUGUUCGACCACAACAAGCACGCGUCUCGUAAAUAUAUUGACCUUAUACAUCGAGCCUCAUCCGAGUGGGCGAAUUGGAAACCGUCCAUCCGUAUAAAGGUCGGCAGCUUUGGCACUGUAGACAAGAAGACGGGUGAGCUACUUGUCGAGGGCAACAUCUACGACGAGUGCAAUAUCCCACUCCUCGCGGCGCUUUGCCCUGGAUUUGACCUUGCCAAUCACAAGCCCGUGGAGACUGAGUCAAAGGGGUACAUGGAGAUAUGCUCUGCAGAAGUGAAGCAGUUGGAACUUAGUCUCGAUGGAUCUUGUGAACUUCCAUUAGCCCUCUCGGAAGCGUCGAUCAAGAAAGAGUGGCACUUUCCCCAGCGACAGAGCAGUGCUCUGCUUGUGGUAUAUGCUCCAUGCCACAGGCACAUGCCCCCAGAUGCCUUGCGAGUCCUAGCAAACCUCUGCACAUUUCCAGCGUUUAAAGACAGGUGUCUCGUUACGAGCGUUACAUCGUGUCCAGCUUACUCCCUCCACCUCUGUGACAAGAGUGGAGGAAAAGUCAAAGUCGAACUCGGCUCCAAGGUUCUCAUUCCCCAUUCCCCAGUAUCUGCAGGUGGCAACUGCGGCUUCAAAUGGAACACUAUCACGCAGACCUCGCUGUCCCGCGAGGAGGCGCAUCCGGAGGGACACAGCAUCUACGACCCUCUAUUCACGCUGAAAAGGUUCCCUAAGCGGAAUUUCUUGACAAGGUCUCACUCGCCCUCGUCCCUUCACAUGGGUGCCUUCUUCGUGUCCCCGGAUGUAUCACCUAUCAGUCCAGCCAGCUCAACCAGUUCAACUAGCUUGACUAGCUCAUACUCGGACUCGGAGACCGACGUGGAAAUCGAAUGGGAUAAUGCCAAGGAGCCAUGGCUGGAGCUGGACGACGAUGGGGAAGAACUUCCGUCCGAGGAUCUCCAACCUGUCGAUCAUCAACGUUUGGGUCCGCUUCUCAGAAUCCAAACAGCGGAUAUAUAA
Molecule: messenger RNA, 1005 nt
Organism: Coniophora puteana RWD-64-598 SS2
Lineage: Eukaryota; Fungi; Basidiomycota; Agaricomycetes; Boletales; Coniophoraceae
Exons: 5
Coding region: 1-1005 (334 amino acids)
Source: RefSeq, a predicted model, not a curated record